Thalassophryne amazonica is the source of this 2952-nucleotide messenger RNA. RefSeq names its product acidic leucine-rich nuclear phosphoprotein 32 family member E-like. The coding region runs from base 91 to 693 and encodes 200 amino acids. NCBI's taxonomy places the organism in Eukaryota, Metazoa, Chordata, Actinopteri, Batrachoidiformes, Batrachoididae. The record is from RefSeq and is a predicted model, not a curated record. Gene Ontology annotation, cellular component: nucleus. The transcript is spliced from 6 exons. Gene Ontology annotation, molecular function: histone binding; phosphatase inhibitor activity. Gene Ontology annotation, biological process: regulation of apoptotic process.
GUGACGGAGCUGGUGGUUUGUAACUGUCAGUCCAGCGACGGCGAGGUGGAGGGACUGACAGACGAGUUGACGGAGUUGCAGAGCCUCAGCAUGGUCAACGUGGGCCUCAGCUCGCUUGCUAAACUGCCGGCUCUUCCCAAACUACGCAAGCUGGAGGUCAGUGAUAACGCCAUCUCUGGUGGUUUGGACACGCUGGCAGAGAAAUGUCCCAACCUGACCUACCUGAACCUGAGCGGGAACAAGGUCAAGGAGCUGAGCACCUUAGAGGCUCUGCAGAACCUGAAGAACCUGAAGACUCUGGAUCUGUACAGCUGUGAGGUCACCACGCUGGAUGACUACAGGGAUGGCGUCUUUGACCUGCUGCCUCAGAUCGCUUGCCUGGACGGGUACGACCAUGAGGGCAUCGAGGUUCCCGACUCAGAGGCCGAGGACGAGGAAAACUGUGAAGCUGGACCUCAUGGAGGAGAUGAUGACGAAGAUGAAGAGGAGGAGGAGGAGGACUCUGAAGGGGAGGAGGAGGUUGGCCUGUCAUACCUGAUGAAGGAGGGCAUUCAGGAUGAAGAGGACGAUGGAGACUACGUUGAGGAGGAGGAAGAGGAAGAAGAGGAGGAUGACGAAGAGGGAGGUUUGUGCGCUGAGUCCACACGUGAAGAGACGUCAAACCUGUUACGGCGAAACCCACAAGACCGCUGAUCUCAGACACGCCCGAAUGAGGACAGUGCCGGUGUUCGUGGUGAGAAGAGGAAGCGGGACCCAGAGGACGACGUGGACGAAGAUGAUGAAUAGUUUCUAACCACCUCGUGACCUCUGACACACAGCGACCCCCACACGCUCUCCUCUAGUGACCUUUGACCCUGCCAGGCAUCACGCUGCCUCAGAGCAACAGAGGGACAGGUAACAGAACACCGCGAUCCGGAUCAGACUGGAUUCACACCCCAAAUAAACAAUCAGAGCACAAACUGCACACGGCUAACACGGAAGACCCGAAUCACGAACCCGAGCGGCUCCGGCCUCAUGUUAUCAGAAAAGGUUUCUCUCAAUGAGAUUUCUUUGAGUUUAUGCUGCAGAGAGACAAAGAGGGCGCUGUUUAGCCCAACACUGCUGUUAGCAUUAACUGUCAGCCACAAACGUGUUUUCGGCAUUCUGACUAAUUUUUCUGAAUCUUCCAGGAAACGUGACAAAGGUCACGUAUGGCAAUUUUACAUCAAAAUACAACCAACAUACCAAAAAUAAUCAAAUCAUCAUUCUGGAAUCAUUUAUAAAUAUGUGACUGAUGUGGAAAAACUCUGGCAAGUCUUCAAACUAUUCUACCAAAUAAUCAUUUCAAACAUUUUGAAGACAAUCUGAUACGUGAGAAAAACAAAAAACUAGAUUUUUUUUUAGAAUUUUUUUUUUUUUAGGGACUAUUGAAAAAUAAACAUGAAAGAUUUCCAUUUGAUUCAGUUACAGUUCAGAAUAUUUUCUUAACUUAAAACAGCAGGUUUAAAGGGUUUCUAAGCUGAAUUUUAGUGCGGAGCCCUCAGAUGUCCAACAAACAUCAUCACUAGAACCAAAGAAACCCGGCCAGCCCUGUCACAAGUACGCGAUGUGUUCAGGUACCGUUGGACACAGAGCCGUUCCAGCAGGAACCAGGAAUGCUCAUGUGGUUCCUGUUGUCCAGGUGGGACUGUUUGUAAUACCAGGGGAAGUCUAUUCGUGACACCGCAGGUCUGUGGAGCUUUCCUCACCUUCACCUUUAUGGCGUCACGUUUGUCUCACUGACACUGAGCUGGAAGUUUGGGGAAAAUGGAUCAAAACAGCCGAGAUUUUCAAAGUGCUCAUCCGUCUAACUCCGCUGUCCGUUUAAUAUGAUCAGAGGCCUGUUAUAAAAACUAUGAACUCUGCCUGUUUAAAAAGAAACAGCAAAACUUUAUGCAUUUGUUAAAAUUUUUUUCUUUAUUCUCAAAGUCAAAACAAAUUCCUCCAACAUGAUCUGAAUUAAAUAAAAACGCAGCACAAAGUAAGUAGACAUCUAAAACCCGUCGCUGUUCCAGCCAGCGGCCUGCCGAGCAGCUCUGAUUGGACGUGUUUUUGUCCAGUUACCACUUCAGCACUAAAGUCUCCACCAAAAUUCACAUGGGAAUUUCAGUUGUAUUGCCAGCUGUGUCGGUGUUCCUUACAGCAGUGCACUCUGGGAGUCGUAGUCCACUUAAGGUUUGAGACGCUCUGCUAUCUGUAAAAAAACAAAAAAAUACAAAACCAGAAAGCAAAUUCGGUGUUGCUGAUCGAACGGUCCCCUCUAAAAAUUGGUCCGCUCUGCUUUCACUGUGCAUGCGUCAUCAGCCGCGGUUCACUGAUUAUUCCCUCGUUUCUGCUUCAAACUGCCUCCAGUCAUCAUCUGUCUCAGCCACAGAUAUCUGAAGCUUUUGUACAACAAUCAUUUACACAUAAACUCAGCAUUAUUUCAUUAUAAAAGACAUGAAUCGAUUAGAGUGCCACGGCUAAACAUGCUGCUAGCUGAUGCGUUCAUUGUGCGUCGGUCAUUUCAAAGUGUCACAGAAAUUCACAAAAUAUCUGCUCACAAAUGACUUUAAAAUGAUUUGAGAGGUUUUACUUUGUCAUCUGAUGGUUAAUAAUCACAUUAAUCCCUUUGAUCACUUUGGGUGAAGAGAGUCAGACUCAGAGAGUCAGACUCAGACGUGCUGCUGUAGUCCAAAACGUGCAGUGAAGGCAGCGGACCGUUCGGUCUGUGACACCGGACUGUUACCAUAGGAAAUGGGAGCAUAACUCUGCCCACUUGUCUGUCCGUCUGCGGCUCUGCGUUUGGUUCGCCGCCUUUUUCUGAUCAGUUUGUGUAAAUAGAAACAUUUUGGUGGUGAAGUUUAAAGGGGCGGAGCUUGUUUUUUUUAAUAGUUACAUCUGUAUUCUGAUUUUGUGACAUUGAGUGUUUUUAAAUAAAAAUGAUUAAAAUGA